Molecule: messenger RNA, 266 nt
Organism: Dentiscutata erythropus
Lineage: Eukaryota; Fungi; Glomeromycota; Glomeromycetes; Diversisporales; Gigasporaceae
Source: the annotation of a GenBank genome assembly
GAUAAGACAUAGAGGUCCUAAUUGGGGUGGGUGUGAAAUUUCCGGUAACAAUAUUAUUUGCCAUGAACGGUUAGCUAUAGUUGGUGUUGACGGUAAUUCUCAACCACUCACUAAUGAUGACAAAUCCAUAAUUCUUUCUUAUGCUGAAAUAGGAAUUGAUGUUGUUAAACGACUUGACGGGAUGUUUUCCUUUGUCCUUCUUGACACGAAUAAAAAUCGAUUUAUUGCCGUGCGUGACCCUAUAGGUAUUACUACCCUUUAUCAAG